UAUUUGUUACUUUGUAGUGAUGGGUCCUUGCACCCUGUGCAUGAUUUAUACAAAUUAUAAUCAUGUACUAUAUUACGGAAUGUUUAUGUAUUUUGGUAUUUAGGUUGUGCAUGAUUCAAUUAAUAAAUGUGGCUAAUAAUUUUUUUAUUUACUUAGGCGUAAAAGAAGUGCAUCAGAUACAUGGAGGCGUUGAACGGAAGCGGGAGACAGGAUGAUGGUAGUUGUAUGGAUGAUAUUGGCAACAUGAGUCAACUGAGCGAUGAGGACGACGACGACGAUGAUGACGCUGAUCUAGCUGGUGCCAGUGGGGAAGCGGCGAUGAGACGGAAACCAAUAAAAUGGCAGAUACUGAGGAUACAGAAGAGUCAACAAAUCAGUCAAUGUCAAGUCCAGGUUGCCUGAGUGGCUUGUCGAGCUUACAAAGCUCAACGACGACGAGCCUUGCCAGUCCUCUGAAUAUGAAUAUGUUAA
Drosophila sulfurigaster albostrigata is the source of this 471-nucleotide messenger RNA. Its product is annotated as protein pangolin, isoforms A/H/I/S-like. Bases 181 to 402 code for a protein of 73 amino acids. The record is from RefSeq and is a predicted model, not a curated record. The transcript has a single exon. Lineage: Eukaryota; Metazoa; Arthropoda; Insecta; Diptera; Drosophilidae.